Messenger RNA from Gymnodraco acuticeps, 3798 nucleotides. It is a transcript of the gene clcn6, whose product is annotated as chloride channel 6. Gene Ontology annotation, molecular function: voltage-gated chloride channel activity. Lineage: Eukaryota; Metazoa; Chordata; Actinopteri; Perciformes; Bathydraconidae. Gene Ontology annotation, biological process: transmembrane transport; chloride transport. Gene Ontology annotation, cellular component: intracellular membrane-bounded organelle; lysosomal membrane. Bases 346 to 2934 code for a protein of 862 amino acids. The transcript is spliced from 23 exons. The record is from RefSeq and is a predicted model, not a curated record.
AAUUUUAAGAGUUUGAAAUGCGGUUAUGAUAUAAUAUUAAACUUAUGCGUAAAAGACACACAGUUUUGACUAUUUUGAAUAACAUUCCGCAUUUUGACAAAUAGGGGUAGCUACUCUUGCUGCGUUUAAAUGUCAUGGGAAAUAUUACUUUUCAAAGAGCAAUAACGUUAUCAUCAUAUAUUCAAAAAUCAAAUGUUAAGACACAGCCCCUACUCUUAUAUGCGGUCAAAUAAGCUGUCUGUUGUUCUACACACUAAAUGUGUAAGGUGUUUCUAGUGAAUUAGAUAGUUCUGUGCUAGGCGUUUUUACCAAAGCCACUGAACGCAGCGUGACACAACAGCGAAGAUGGCGUGUUGUGGAAACUGUUUUUGUUGCCGAUGUUGCUGCAGCGAAGGAGAGACUCGGACACCAGAGGAACUGACGAUCCUUGGGGAAUUCCAAGAUGAAGAGGAUGAGAUUCUACCCAGGAAAGACUAUGAGAGCUUGGAUUAUGAUCGCUGCAUCAACGAGCCCUACGUGGAGCUUCUCGAGGGAAUGGACAACAAGAAAGCCAAAAAGUAUGAAGCAGUGCGAUGGAUGCUGAUGUUUGCAAUCGGAGUCACCGUGGGUCUGGUGGGCCUCUUUGUGGAUUUCUUUGUUCGCCUCUUCACCAAAAUCAAAUAUACUUUGGUUGCGGAUUCCUUGCAGCAGUGCAGUGACAGAGGCUGUCUCUCUGUGUCCCUGCUGGAGCUCCUGGCCUUCAACCUGACCUUCGUCUUCAUCGCCAGUGUGCUCGUCCUCGUUGAGCCUUUAGCUGCAGGUUCGGGGAUCCCAGAAAUUAAAAGUUACCUAAACGGAGUGAAGGUUCCAGGAGUCGUCCGGCUGCGAACUUGCCUCUGCAAAGCUGCUGGAGUCCUGUUCAGCGUGGCUGGAGGUCUGUUUGUGGGGAAAGAGGGUCCAAUGAUUCACAGUGGAGCCAUAGUGGGGGCCGGCCUUCCUCAGUUUCAGAGCAUCACUUUCAAGAAGAUCAAAUUCGAUUUUUCCUACUUCCGCAGUGACAGGGACAAGCGAGACUUUGUGUCAGCAGGUGCAGCAGCUGGAGUAGCUGCUGCAUUUGGUGCUCCUAUAGGUGGCACGCUCUUCAGUCUGGAGGAGGGCUCCUCUUUCUGGAACCAGGCACUCACUUGGAAAGUGCUCUUCUGCUCAAUGUCUGCCACGUUCACCCUCAACUUCUUCCGUUCUGGGAUCAACUUUAACAAGUGGGGCUCCUUCCAGCUGCCUGGUCUGCUCAACUUUGGAGAGUUCAAGUGUCCAGAUGAAGAUAAGAACUGCCACCUGUGGACAGUAGUGGACCUGGCCUUCUUUGUCCUGAUGGGGGUGGUGGGUGGCUUGCUGGGGGCGCUCUUCAACUGCAUGAACAAAACCCUGGCCAAGUAUCGCAUCAGGAACAUCCACCCAAAGGCCAAGUUCAUCAGAGUUUUAGAGAGUCUACUGGUUGCCAUGGUGACAACAGUAGUGAUAUUUGCUGCUUCGUUACUGUUAGGCGAAUGUCGUGACCUGUACUCCCCCACAACCCACAACACCACACUGUCUGGCAGUGAGGACAUCAACUCAACCAUUCGUCAGUUCUUAUGCACCAACAAGACCUACAACGACAUGGCCACGCUGUUCUUCAACCCUCAGGAGGCUGCUAUCCACCAGCUCUUCCACCAGGAUGGAACCUUUAGCCCGGUGACGCUGUCAGUGUUCUUCCUGCUAUACUUCCUGUUGGCCUGCUGGACCUACGGUGUGUCUGUGCCCAGCGGACUCUUUGUCCCCUCACUGCUCUGUGGGGCCGCUUUUGGACGUCUGGUUGCCAACAUCCUCAAAGUGAAGCUGGGAAUGGACAUCUACCCAGGGACCUUUGCUCUGAUUGGAGCUGCUGCCUUCCUGGGAGGCGUGGUCAGGAUGACCAUUAGUCUGACCGUCAUCCUCAUUGAAUCCACCAAUGAAAUCACAUAUGGGCUGCCCAUCAUGAUUACUCUAAUGGUUGCCAAGUGGACGGGAGAUUUUUUCAACAAAGGCAUCUAUGACAUCCACAUCCAGCUGAGAGGAGUGCCGCUGCUGGAGUGGGAGACUGAGGUUGAAAUGGACAAGCUGACAGCUAAUGAUAUCAUGGAGCCCAACCUGACCUAUGUGUACCCCCACACACGGGUCCAGUCUCUGGUCAGCAUCCUGCGCACCACUGUCUACAACGCCUUCCCUGUGGUGACAGAGAACCGGUAUAACGAGCAGGACUUCAUGAAGGGCAACAUCUUGGUCAGCAACAACAUCCGCUUUAAGAAAUCCAGUGUGUUGUCCCGUGCGGGGGAGCAGCGGCGGCGCUGCCAGUCUAUGAAGUCAUACCCGUCCAGCGAGCUGAGGAACGUCUGUGAGGAGCGCAUCGCCGCCGGGGGGGAGGGGGAGAGGGGGGAGGACCUGCUGCAGCAGAUGCUAGAGAGGAGGCAUGCUCCGUACCCCAACCUGUACCCCGACCAGUCCCCCAGUGAGGAGUGGAGCAUGGAGGAGCGCUUCAGACCGCUCACCUUCCACGGCCUCAUCCUGCGCUCCCAGCUGGUCACCCUGCUCAUCAGGGGAGUCUGCUACACCGAGAAUCAGUCGAGCGCCACUCAGCCCAGGUUGUCCUAUGCAGAGAUGACUGAAGAUUACCCACGUUACCCGGAUAUCCAUGACUUGGACCUCGCCCUGCUCAACCCCCGCAUGAUAGUGGAUGUCACCCCCUACAUGAACCCGAGCCCCUACACGGUGUCACCCAACACCCACAUCUCCCAGGUGUUCAACCUAUUCAGGACGAUGGGCCUGCGACACCUGCCAGUGGUGAACGCUGUUGGAGAAAUUGUUGGAAUAAUCACACGACAUAAUUUAACCCACGAGUUCCUUGUGGCCAAACUGCGACAGCACAGCAUCAGUGUUUGAGGCUGGACGUCCUGCUGUCCUCCCGACACAGACUCUGUCCUGCUGUCCAUCCGACACAGACUCUGUCCGGCUGUCCUCCCGACACAGACUCUGUCCUGCUGUCCAUUCAACACAGACUCUGUCCUGCUGUCCAUUCCUCCAGCAGGACACGCCUCAGUGCUGCUAUAGUAACCCUCCUCCAGCCUGCCUCCCGUCUAACGGCCUGACACAUGAACCAGGUGUACUGUCAUACAACCAUAUUAAACAUAUUUGACUUUAACAUGUUGAUAUAAAUGUUUAACAUGACACUAACAUCCUCUAAUCUAGCUGAAUGAUGUACUCUUGCUGUGCAUUGACACAGUGAGCAACAGCAGCAAGGCUAUAAAAGUAUUAAUACUCUGAUACUGAUAGUAUUGUCUCAGCAGGAAUUGUAGUGGCCACCAUGUACUCAUAGUCUCUCAGUGUUUUUCUCCCUGGUCACACAAAGAUGAAACUGGAAAUAUGUUCCAGUGAUUUCAGGUCUGCUGUUUCUGCUAGAGACACAAUCCACAAAUCAGAGCUUGGUAAGCAGAAUUCAGAAUAAAGAAAUCCCAGUCCAACAAAGCUAGCUAGACAGUCAGAGACACAGUGUGAGGGACAGUCAGAGACACAGUGUGAGGGACAGUCAGAGGGACAGUCAGAGGAACAGUGUGAGGGACAGUCAGAGGAACAGUGUGAGGGACAGUCAGAGGGACACUGUUGCCCCUUUCACACCAGCGCUUUUUCAGCUCCGGCUCGGAGCCGGAGCCUGAAAAGCGCCGGUUUUUCCUGUUCACACCGCAGCGGCGCCGGCUCUUAGCUCCGGAAUCGGGUUCACUUCCAGCUCCAAAAAAUGGUCGGUCUAGA